This is a messenger RNA of Manihot esculenta (cassava), 2632 nucleotides long. Its product is annotated as BAG family molecular chaperone regulator 1. Gene Ontology annotation, biological process: protein stabilization. NCBI's taxonomy places the organism in Eukaryota, Viridiplantae, Streptophyta, Magnoliopsida, Malpighiales, Euphorbiaceae. Gene Ontology annotation, molecular function: adenyl-nucleotide exchange factor activity; protein-folding chaperone binding. The record is from RefSeq and is a predicted model, not a curated record. The coding region runs from base 1251 to 2147 and encodes 298 amino acids. Gene Ontology annotation, cellular component: cytoplasm. The transcript has 4 exons.
ACAAUUUAAUUAAUAAAUUUGGGCAGAAAUUAGUUGAGACAGGUGAUACGUACAGCUGUGGUAGCAGGAACAUUGAAUAGCCUAUGUUUCUAUGUCUUCCUUCUCCUUGUGUGUUGGAAAUAUUUCAAGGCUUGCUUUUGAAUUUGUUGAUAUUAUCAUAUGAUCUCCUUUGGAAAAAUACUGAUUUUGACAGAAGGCUUGAGAUGGCCACAGGAUGUAGGUUGAUGAAAGAGUUCCAAAAGUAUAAUGGACCCCUAUUACUAAAAGCUCACAUGCAUUUCUUCUGUGAGUUUGCUUAAUUACAUUGUUGAAAAGCAUGGAAAAAAAAACACUAAAAAAUGCUUGUAAUUACCAAAGAAGAUUACUUUAUGCGUAAAGUGGCGAUUACAGUAACAAGGCAUUGUGGGAGCUCUUUAGCAUAUAUUAAUGAGAAACUCAAGGAGAAGUGUUGCUAAAGCUCUAACUAAACAUUGGAUUAAAAAAAGCCAAAAAAAAAAAAAAAAAGGCUCUAACCAAAGUUACCAAACAAUUAGGCAAACAGACAGGACCCAACUGGCUGCUGAUUUUUACCGGCCUUUCUUCUUGAUUGUUGCUUUCCAGUUUGAGAAAAGGAAAUGCCUCUUUUUUUAAAAUAGUAAUAAUAAUAAUAAUUUUCUUUUCUUUUUCUGACUUUGACUUAGAUAUCAUAUUACAAUUUUCUACUAACUCCAUCUCCCCUUCACGAAACUAAUUUUACAUAUGAGACAGAUUCUUCUCUUCACACGCUUCCUUCGCUGGCCAUUCAUUUUUUUUCCUUUUCUUUUACAUUACCCUUUUCUCUUAUCUCCUCAGUCCUUCUUGAGAAGACCCAUUUCUCUCUCUCUCUCUCUCAUUUUCUUGUUUAGUACUGUUGUUUCGUUUAAAAAGAUUUCGUAUACUUCUUGAUAAUUGUUGUCGCAGUCGCCAUUCCCCCCCCCCCCCCCUCCAAAAAAGAUACUGCAUGUUUGCUUCCAUGGCUCCAUGAACUAUACUUCCACUAAAAUGCUUUCUUGUUUUUGUGCUACUUCAAUGCUAAAAUCCAAAUAUUACUCACUGUCAAUGGUUCUUUCCCGGGUUUCUUUGUACCAUUGAACUUUUGAGAGAUCUAAGGUUUUUGCUUCUCUUACGGGUUUCCUCCAAGAACUGGGGAGAAAAGAAUCUCUACUUUUGCCAUAGCAUUUCCAUCUAUAUCACUUCUUCUCAUUUUUGGGUCUUACAAAGAUCAAGAAUAUAUGAAGAUGGAGCCAAUGAAGUCAAAGAUGAAAGGGGUAUUUUCAUCAGCGAACAAAAGCUCUCUCUAUGGCAAAGGCAAUGUGAAUGUUGAGGACUUGGAGAUUAGGCCAGGAGGAAUGCUAGUGCAGAAGAGGAAUUCUGAUUCCUAUCAGAAUUCUGUUCCAAUUCCCAGUAUUAAAAUCAAAGUCAAAUAUGGUUCUCUGAGUCACCGAAUCUGUAUUAGUUCUCAAGCGAGCUUCGGGGAAUUGAAGAAGAUCCUAGCAGAACAAACUGGAGUGCACCCUCAGGAUCUGAAGCUGAUAUACAAAAAGAAGGAGAGAGAUUCCAAAGCAUAUCUAGACAUUGCAGGAGUAAAAGAUGGGUCAAAAAUUAUGUUAAUUGAGGACAUUACAAGCCGGGAAAAACGGUGCCUUGAGAUGCUUAAAUCUGCCAAAAUAGAGAAGGCUUCAAAGUCCUUACAGCAAAUCAGUUUGGAAGUUGACAAUCUCCAAACAAGGGUGAAAGACUUGGAAGCAACAGCAUCUAAUGGUGAUAAAGUUGCAGAGACAGAUGCAGAUAAUUUGACAGAAAUAUUAAUGAAUAUGUUAGUAGCAUUGGAUGGAAUCGCUGCUGAGGGAGACUUGAAGCUGCAAAAAGGGAUGCUGGAAAGGAAAGUUCAGAGGUAUAUUGAAACACUGGAUAUGUUGAAGUUGCAAAACUCCAAAGAUAAUGGAAAUGAGGUCAAAAUCGCAAUGCAGAAACAAGAGAAUUCAAGUGGGAAAAUGCCAAUACCAAUGCAGAAGCAGCCAGUUGGUCCAAGGCAGAAGAAUACAACAGUGCAGUUGCCCAUACAACAGCAAUUAUUGAGGCAUUCUGAGUCGUUUGUCAUCACAACAAAUUGGGAAACUUUUGAUUAACAAAAAAAAAAUGAAGACAAUGGUCAUUUUCAAUCCUACAGAUUGGAUCUGCCAGUGCUUUCAGUAAGUUAUAUCUGAAUCGCUCUGGUUCCUUCACUCAUUAUUUUCUGUGUUGGAUUUAUAAGGGUAUUUCUUUUUUGGUUUUUCAGUUAAUGUUCUUGAAUAAUGAGUCCUGUCCUUGAAAAUGCAAAUGUGCAUUUUUACUUUUUUUUUUUUUCCUACCUUUUCUUUUGGUGGCAGAAAUGGCUAUUUGAAAAUUGUAUAUACAUGCAGCAGAUGGUGGAUAGGAAAGGGAGAGGCUUUUUAAUUAAUAUUAUUAUGUACAUAGUAUUUACAGAUAUAUUAUAUAGCAGUUAUUAAUUGGAGGAUUGUGGACAUGUAGUGAAGAAUUUGUUGCAACUGGUAGCACCAUGGGACCACAGACCAACCCAUCUUGUUCAUAAAAUAUAAAUUUCUCCUCUUGGUACCAUUACUCAACUUUCUAA